UUGAAUAAUCAGGUGUUGAAUAGGAUAGGGGGUUCAUAUCUGACCAUUCUUCCUUGAGAUUUAUUUACUUCUUUUAAUGCUUAUUGUAUUACUGUUGAGAUAAUCCUGAUCUUCCUUUUAAUGUAGCUUGUUGUUUUUCUGCUAGAAAGAAUUCUGUAUUACUUACAUGGUUAACAGAAAGAUCUCAGAUAAACAAGAGCCACAAAAAGCAAGCUUAAGUUUUAGCCAGAUUAUAUGACUUUAGGUUUAACGCUCUCACUUUAAAUUUCCUUAUGUUUACAAUGUUACUAUUGUAGUAUAUAAAAAUGUAAUAUAUGAAAACGACUUCAGCAAGUUCCUAGGCCAGGAUGAGGAUCAAUACAUUAACUUCAUUCAGACUUCUCUUCCUGCAUUUUUUCUUUCUUCCUCUCCUGCUUUAUUUCACUUCUUCCCUCUUACUGGGUUACUUGCAAAUUUUUAUAUGUAUGCAUUGGUAUUUACAGACCUGUUAUUUUAAAGAAAUUAUUUUUAAUUUUUUAAAAAAAUUCUUACAGGUAAAAGAGAAACAGUAAAAUGGAAUGGAAAAACCAAACCGUUCUGGUGGAAUUUAUUCUGAAGGGGCUUUCUGGUUACCCAAGGCUUGAGCUUCUUUUCUUUGUGCUCAUUUUAAUAAUGUAUGUAGUUAUCCUUCUGGGCAAUGGCACCCUCAUUACAAUCAGCAUUCUGGACUCUCACCUGCACACUCCUAUGUACUUCUUUCUAGGGAACCUCUCCUUCUUGGAUAUUUGCUACACGACCACUUCUAUUCCUUCUACACUGGUGAGUUUCCUCUCCCAGAAAAAGACCAUUUCCUUUCCUGGUUGCACACUGCAGAUGUUUCUUGGCUUGGCCAUGGGAACCACAGAAUGUGUGCUCCUGGGAAUGAUGGCUUUUGACCGCUAUGUGGCCAUCUGCAAUCCUCUGAGAUAUCCCAUUAUCAUGAGCAAGUUUUCCUACAUUCCCAUGGGAGCUGGGUCCUGGUUUGCAGGGUUUGUCAAUUCUGCAGUGCAAACUGCAUUGGUGGUCCAAUUGCCUUUCUGCAGAAAUAAUGUCAUCGAUCAUUUUCUUUGUGAAAUUCUGGCUGUCAUGAAGAUGGCUUGUGUUGACAUUUCAGACAAUGAAUUUAUCAUGCUUAUGGCCACGACAUUAUUUACUUUGAUGCCUCUGCUUUUGAUUGCCAUUUCUUACUCAUUAAUUAUUUACAGCAUCCUCAAGAUAAGCUCUUCUGAGGGGAGAAGCAAAGCCUUCUCUACCUGCUCAGCCCAUCUCACAGUGGUGAUAAUUUUCUACGGGACUAUCCUCUUCAUGUACAUGUAACCCAAGUCUAAAGACAUACUUGAUUCAGACAACUUGAACGCUACUGACAAACUUGUAUCCAUGUUCUAUGGGGUGAUGACUCCCAUGAUGAAUCCUUUAAUCUACAGUCUCAGAAACAAAGAUGUGAAGGAGGCUCUUAAAAACCUACUGAAUAAGAGGUUCUUUAGCUAAUGAUUAGAAAAGGUACUGGAUUGUGAACAAAUUGGACGCUGUCAAAAUAUGAGAAUUAUGUUGGAAUUUUGGCUUUCUUUGCCUUUUCAUGAGUUAUGUUACCACUUUUAUAAUGCUAGAUGCCAUUUAAGUAUUGUUACAUGUUCAUGAAGAAUUUUCAAGAUAAAGGCAUUGGGAUAAGAAAAAAUAAGGCAACAUAAUAGGGAGAGAUGAACACUUUCUAACAUUUUGAACAGAAUCUUCGUUUCCUGUUUUUUGCAGUAUUGGAGUUGAGCAUUAUGUACCUUUUUAUGUUGACUUUUUUGCAUGCAUAACAUUAUUUCAUAGGCCACAACUCAUUAUAUCUUUCAAAAUACAAAAUGCUUUCAGUUAUGGAAAUAAAAGCAAAACAGAACAAAACCUA
This is a messenger RNA of Cavia porcellus (domestic guinea pig), 1909 nucleotides long. Its product is annotated as olfactory receptor 13C9. Gene Ontology annotation, molecular function: G protein-coupled receptor activity; olfactory receptor activity. Gene Ontology annotation, cellular component: plasma membrane. Gene Ontology annotation, biological process: detection of chemical stimulus involved in sensory perception of smell; G protein-coupled receptor signaling pathway. The transcript has a single exon. Lineage: Eukaryota; Metazoa; Chordata; Mammalia; Rodentia; Caviidae. The record is from RefSeq and is a predicted model, not a curated record.